GAAAACCCUUAAGAUCCAAAAUGAGACUAGAUCAAGACUCCUCGAUAUUAGUGUCUAAGAAGUCUGAAUCGGAAGGAGCAUUUGAGGCCAGUGAAACAGAAAAAGAAGAAGAUGAUUCCUCAGAAGACUUUUCUCAAGGGUCCUUUGGGGACAUCAUAAUGAAUGAGGCUGGUGGAAAGCGGGAAGAGGACUUCAGAGACUCUGUUCCCAACUCCUAUCAGUCCGUGUUUAGGGAGAUUCUCAAUGAGAUAACUACUCGCAAUGAAUUAGAAGAAGGCUUGGACAUCUCUCUGAAUAAACUGUUGGAGGGUGAAAAGAGAAAGAAGCUGGGAAUCUUGUUGAAGAAAAAUUUUGAAAGAUACAAAGAAACAAUUUUAUGGGCUCUGAAAAAACGUGAAGGUCAGAAGCCAACAGAGAUCACCUUCACCUAUCAUGUGUCAGUGUGGAAGCAGCCCUUGGAGCCUGAACCAGAAAAAGAGAAAAAAAAGCAUAGUUCUGCCAGUCCUGCUCAUUUUCAGAAAAAACUGGACCUAGAUGCAGAAUGGACACAGGAGAAGAUGAAGGUGCAUCAAGGUGAUGGCAAAUUAAUUCUCUACCCAAGUAGGAAUAUCUUCCAAAUUUGUUUUCCUAAUGGGACCGGCCAAAUACACUAUCCAUCAGGGAACCUGGCUAUGCUCAUCUCCUGCACAGAAGUUUCAAAGGUCACAUACAUUGUUCUGGAAGACAGUAUCAAGAAAAAGAUCCGGGGCCUCGUCAACAACUCUGGCCAUGCCACCUUCUAUGAUGAAGGUGGAGCGAUCUGGGUGAAUCUGAGCAAAAUAUUGGGCUACUACUUCCCCAAAGACAAACACCAAAAAGCCUGGAACUGGUGGAAUCUGAACCUCCAUGUCCAUGCACCCCCUAUCAAGUGUCUCACCUUGAAACUCAACAAGUACAUCCAGAUCCAAAUAAGAAGCCAGGACAAGGUCAUCUUCAGCUUCUUACCCCCAAAACAAAGGCAGGUUCACUUAAACCUGGGCACCAAAUUCAAGUUUAUAAACUCGAAAGUACUAAAAGCCAUGAGGAAGAAAACUGUCCUGGAGAUAGACCCCUACCCAACAUCUUGGAAGAUCCAAAUCCUUCUGGGAAAAAUAAGUCAAAUCCUGAAUGACCUGACCAUCUCUGACUUGGAAGACUUCACAAGGACCACCGAGUUGACACUCAAGUACAUCAGGGCAAAACGAUCACAGAUCUGA
Nannospalax galili (Upper Galilee mountains blind mole rat) is the source of this 1235-nucleotide messenger RNA. It is a transcript of the gene Erich6b, whose product is annotated as glutamate rich 6B. Lineage: Eukaryota; Metazoa; Chordata; Mammalia; Rodentia; Spalacidae. The record is from RefSeq and is a predicted model, not a curated record. The annotation marks the transcript as partial. The transcript is spliced from 10 exons.